This is a messenger RNA of Peronospora matthiolae, 624 nucleotides long. The record is from the annotation of a GenBank genome assembly. Lineage: Eukaryota; Oomycota; Peronosporomycetes; Peronosporales; Peronosporaceae.
AUGCGACUUCGCGGUGUGUUUCGUGCAGCCAAGCUGCCCAACGGACAACGCGCCAUUGGCACAAAAUGGGUGUUCAAGAUCAAGCGUAAAGCGGAUGGAUCUAUCGAGAAGUACAAGGCACGACUUGUGGCCAAGGGUUUCCGCCAAAAGUAUGGCAUCGACUACACGGAGACGUUUUCGCCUGUGGUCAAGUAUGUGACGCUGCGAAUGGUGAUCGCAAUUUCCAAGCAUUUUGGAUGGCCCAUCGACCAGCUUGAUGUGGUGACAGCUUUCCUGUAUGGCGUCAUGAAGGAACAAGUGUUCUGCGUGAUUCCUGAAGGCGUCGAACUUGACAGUACGUUCGACUGCCUGGAAUUGGUGAAGUCAAUUUACGGCCUCAAGAAGCCACGAGUGUGGAACGAGACGUUCGACGAACUUCGGACGGGCCAUUGCGUGUUUAUACUGGUCUACGUGGACGACGUCUUGGUGACUGGAAGCUCGCUCGAGCUGAUUGCACAAACCAAGAACGACCUGAAGACGCGGUUCGAAAUGACGGACAGCGGCAAGUGUGCGUUUGUUCUUGGGAUCGAGCUUUUGGAAUUCGGUGAAGAUGGCAGUGUGACACUAUGUCAGCGUCGGUAUUGA